This is a messenger RNA of Bactrocera tryoni, 1375 nucleotides long. RefSeq names its product serine protease snake. The record is from RefSeq and is a predicted model, not a curated record. Gene Ontology annotation, molecular function: serine-type endopeptidase activity. Gene Ontology annotation, biological process: proteolysis. The transcript has 5 exons. Lineage: Eukaryota; Metazoa; Arthropoda; Insecta; Diptera; Tephritidae. The coding region runs from base 47 to 1360 and encodes 437 amino acids.
AACAUUGUUUGUAUAAGUCAAAUAAUUACCGAACACACGAAACACAAUGAAUAUUAGAAUACUGCUCAUCUCAUACCUCGGUGUGUUGAGUAUACACAGCACUGGCGUGUCCGGUUUGCGACAAACCCGAAAAGUGCACGGUCAAGGUCGAAAUCCGCAAGCGGGCAUUCAAUCACCGUCUGGAGACUAUGACAUACAACCAGACCUUUUCGCUCAAUUCGGCAAUGAACAAGGCAAAGGCAACGGCAACGGCAACGGACAUGGCAAUAAUGGGCGUGGUAAUGGUGCUAAUAAGAAUAAGGGUGGUAACAAAGGUUUGCAGGGUUUCGUCUUAGCCACUGAGUCGGACAACAGUAAUACGCCGGCGGACUGUGCAAACCCUAAUGGGCCUGGUAAUGGGCAUGGACGUGGACAUGCUUAUGGUCACUGUCGUGGGCGUGGUAAUAAUAAGUUCGGCCCGAAGCCACCGCCACCCGGACUUUACAAACGUUUUGCCGCCAUCUAUAAUAAUGUGGAGAGAAAAGUCCAUGGUGCGGCUUAUGAUGAGACGCUCGAAAAUGAUGAAGUGAACGACGAUUUCAAUGGCAGAUCUAUUGUGGCGCCAGGACAAUAUCCGCAUAUGGCUGCCUUAGGUUUCCGCUCCUUCGCCGACAGCUACGAGUACAAAUGCGGUGGCAGUUUAAUUAAUGAGGUGUUCGUUUUAACGGUAGCACACUGUUGCUACCACAGCGGCCAACAGCCCGAGACCGUCAAAGUGGGCGACAUCAAUCUGAAAAACGUUGACUUCGAUGAAGUAUUCCAAGUGCGUCCCAUUGUCGAAGUGCAGGUACAUCCUUUAUACAACUCCUCGUACUACUAUCACGACAUAGCACUGAUACGUUUGGCGCAGCCCGUUGUCUACACGAACUUUGUACGUCCGAUACGCUUGUGGGUUAGUGACGACAUUCCUUAUAAUAAACUUCAUGCAAUGGGUUACGGCUCGACCGCUUUCGCACAGGCGCCCACGAAUAUCUUAACCGAGCUGGAGUUGUCCAUUGUGCCAUUGCUGCAAUGCAACCAAGUGUUGCCUACGGACUCUGGUGUGCCGGAGGGAGUAGUGGAUUCGCAGAUUUGUGCCAAGGAUUACGAGCGAAAUCGUGACACAUGUCAGGGUGAUUCCGGCGGACCACUGCAAUUGAACCUAAUGCGUAAAAAUAGGAAGCAUUUUCGCUACUAUUUAAUCGGAUUGACUUCGUAUGGCGAAUUUUGUCGCAGCGCAUAUCCGGGAGUUUACACGCGUGUUUCGUCGUACAUUGAAUGGAUCACAUCGGUUGUUUGGCCAGAACAAUACGACAGUUAUUUUCCAGAACAGUUACAAUAGUUGGGCAACGACCGG